Molecule: messenger RNA, 1154 nt
Organism: Physella acuta
Lineage: Eukaryota; Metazoa; Mollusca; Gastropoda; Physidae
Product: deoxynucleoside triphosphate triphosphohydrolase SAMHD1
Biological process (GO): dGTP catabolic process
Cellular component (GO): nucleus
Molecular function (GO): dGTPase activity
Source: RefSeq, a predicted model, not a curated record
UCAAAUCGGCGUAACGGCAUUGAUGUCUAUAAAUGGGAUUACAUGGCCAGAGACUGCCGUCACACAGGCAUCAAAAACAGCUUUGAUUAUUCUCGCUACAUGAAGUUAGCAAGGGUAAUGGAAGUGGAUGGAGAACUACAAAUCUGUAUGAGAGAUAAGGAAGCUUUAAAUCUGUACAACAUGUUCAAAACCCGCUACCGACUCCAGAAGUCCGCCUAUCAACACAAAAAAGUCGCCUGCUUGGACUUAAUGGUUGCUCAAGCUCUCAAAAAUGCAGAUAAACACAUACUAAUUCAAGGAAAAAAGAUCUCUGAAUGUCAAGAUAACGUGGAGGCGUUAAGUAAACUCACAGACUACAUAUUACAAAAAAUCAAAAAUGCUAAGAUUGAUGAGGCACAAAAUGAAACGCCUGAAUUAAGAGAGAAAAUUAAAGAAAUGAAAAAAGCAAAAGAAAUUAUCAACAGUAUUUUCAGCAGAAAAUUUUUCACUUGUGUUUAUGAAAGUGAUCCUUUAGAGCCACAAGCUAUUAAACAGUUCGCUGAGAAGCCGCAGGUUCAAGAAAAAAUAGAAAAAAUGAUUAGAGAACAAUAUGAAGGAACUGGUGUCCCAGAAUUCUUUGUUGAGCUUUCUUACAUCGAUUUUGGCAUGAUGCAAGAAAACCCACUGACUAGACUUAAGGUGUAUUGCAAAGAAGACCCACACACAGCCAGACAGUUAACUAAAGACGAGACUAGCACGAUCAUGGAGCCAUCAGUCUACGAUGAAGUUGUCGUUCGUAUUUUCAGUCCGGAACUCGACACAGGCGAUUUAAAGAAACACGCGGAAAAAGUUGUCAUAAUACUGAACCAAGCUGCAAUAACCUCACAGGGCAAUUAAUUUGAUUUUAAGAACAAACGAAUAAUUUGAAAGACAAUGUUGUCACUAAAAAGAGGAUAUCUAACCAUAGAAAAGAUGCUGCUGACUUCUAAUCUAGGAAAAAAGCUUGGGCUAGUUUUUAGCUACACUAAUACGUUGCCUAAACAUGUUUUCAUUGAUGGAUGUUUCCGAUUUGAUGUAAAUUCAAUUUAACGAAUACCGGAGUAAUCCAGCUUUCAAUGGAGCCACAGACAACAUGAUGGCUGAUGUCAAACAUUUCGUAGUGAACGUGUAAUAUU